AUGUCUGCACCUCCCGACUCGAACAGGACGCUAUCAGAAAAAUACAUCCAAGAUUGCUUCCACAGCUACCUUCGCUCGUCGCUCACACAAGCCAAAGCCGAGCGGAUCCUUGAUGUCGAUGUACUGAGUUCCGCAGAGAGUGAUCUCAUGAUCACUGGCCCUGCGCUCUGUCUCUACUUUGCCGCGCUCAGAUCGACCACGAACCCCCCCUCCGUCCCCUUGCCCAGGAAGGAGAAGAACCUACCCCCCAUCGAGCUCUCUCCGCUCAACUGCCCUCCUGCGUUCCUCGGCUUCCUGCGUGUGUGGACAGCUCACGUCCAGCAGAUACAGAGCCUCACUCCGGAGCAUCAGCACGAUCUCGCUCGCAUCAUCUGUGGCUUGGCUCCCGUGUCAUCCCCGUUGAACGUGAACCUCAAUCGCAUCGCGGCCGACCUCCGCGCCGUCGCUAUCGAAAUCAGCCAGAGGAGGUCUUUCCAGGACAAAUACAAUGAAGACCUUCAGGCUGCGAUCGAUGCCGGCGACUCGACUCGUGGUCGCACAAAGGCGUCGUUCGCGCCGCCCCCAGCGUAUACCCCAUCCCCCUCUCCCUCGCCGCAAGGAUCGCCUCGCAAGCGACCAGAGCCGCUAUCGGUUCACCCACCCCACCCUUCGGAGGCGGCCAACCCAGCGCUGCUCUCUCCUCCACCCACGUCAACGUCCGCGCACUUCCACCACUCGUCUGCCGCCAGUUCGCCCAGCACACCGUCUUCCACAUCCUCCUUCUCCCGCUCACCGUCUCCCUCCCUUCUCGCUGACUCGCCGACGAUCUCGGUGAUCCGCGAAACAUUGUACGCCGCCCUCGGCGACGUGCUCUCCCGAGUACCGUCCCUAGGGAGGCUCAUGAAGACCGAUCCUCCUCGGGCCUACUUCGCCGCCGUCGGCUUUGCCAUCCUCGAGGUUUCCACAACCUCUAUCACCGCCGACGGAUCGGUGGUAGGCGUGUUGGGCAGUGUCGUCACUUUAGACGAUUGUCCGCCUCCGCUCAGGCCGUUCAUGACCGAGUUGGCGGCCAUCGGACACGCGGCGAAGGAGAUGGAGGAGCAAGACGACGCGCAUGCGAUAGAGUUGGCGCAAGUGGGACGGGAAGUUCCCGAACCUCGGCUGGAACGGGUCAGACAGAUGCUGGAGAAGGGCGUCGGCUUCCGCGUACGGAACGGCGAGGCGGAGGAUGAGGGAAGGAGGAGCACUGAAGGACGGGCGGUGGCUUUCACGAACAGAAUCAAUGCGUUGGCCCUGGGCAUGACGCGCUUGCGGCCUUUCCGGGAGCGCCAGGACGAAGUGUUCAAAGUGCUGAGUGGUAUCAUGCAGCGGUGACCUGCUGCUCGUCGUUGAUGCCAGCGUCGAUUCGUUAUUACCGUUAUAGUUGAACUUAUUGUGCCUGCCGUGUACGACGUAGUGUAUACUUUGUAAUCCGUGUAAUUUGUAGUUCUGUAGCACCGAAGAUGCAAAGCCCGUUGAUCAUGAACGC
Punctularia strigosozonata HHB-11173 SS5 is the source of this 1507-nucleotide messenger RNA. RefSeq lists its product as uncharacterized. The coding region runs from base 1 to 1353 and encodes 450 amino acids. The record is from RefSeq and is a predicted model, not a curated record. NCBI's taxonomy places the organism in Eukaryota, Fungi, Basidiomycota, Agaricomycetes, Corticiales, Punctulariaceae. The transcript has 2 exons.